Messenger RNA from Drosophila arizonae, 2932 nucleotides. RefSeq names its product Multicopper oxidase 1 (gene Mco1). Gene Ontology annotation, molecular function: copper ion binding; oxidoreductase activity. The record is from RefSeq and is a predicted model, not a curated record. Gene Ontology annotation, cellular component: plasma membrane. Lineage: Eukaryota; Metazoa; Arthropoda; Insecta; Diptera; Drosophilidae. Gene Ontology annotation, biological process: iron ion transport.
CGAUUUUCGCAGGGUACUGAGCUACGCAAGACGUCGAGCAGCUGCUGCGGGGAGUGCGUGCGGACGCACUGCCAGCACAACAAUACCCUGUACGCGGUGGGCGAGUCGUGGCAUAACGAUGCCGACUGCACGCUGCUCGAGUGCGCGCGUCGGGACAAUGGCGAGAUAAUAAUCAAUAGCUAUAGGCGCACCUGUCCGCCGAUCGAUCCGAGCUGCCCGGCCGAGCGCAUCUACAGGAAUAGCUGUUGCUUCGUCUGCCGCCCGUUGGCCACGUCGCGGAUCGAGCAGCUGGACGAUGUCGAGGUGACCUCAGAUAUCUGGACAGCCGAGUGGUAUCGCCAGCAUUCGUGCCUGCGCGACUGUCAAGCCGGCGCCCCGCCCAUGACGUGCCACUACACAUUCGUGGUCGAAUGGUAUCAGACCUUCUCGAAGGCCUGCUACGACUGCCCACUGAAUCUGACCGAUUGCGAGCGGCCGCACUGCAUCAUGGGCGAUGGACUGCAGCGCAGCAUCACCGUGGUCAAUCGCAUGAUGCCCGGUCCGGCCAUAGAGGUAUGCGAGGGCGAUCAGAUUGUCGUCGAUGUCAAGAAUAAUCUGUUGGGCGAGAGCACCACGAUCCACUGGCAUGGCUUGCACCAGAAGAAGACGCCCUAUAUGGAUGGCGUGCCGCACAUCACUCAGUGUCCCAUCUCGCCGCAUGCCACAUUCCGCUACAGCUUUCCGGCUGACAACUCCGGCACGCAUUUCUGGCAUUCGCAUACGGGCAUGCAGCGUGGCGACGGCGUCUUCGGGCCACUCAUCAUACGUCGGCCCAAGCAGACGGAGCCACACGGCGGCCUCUACGACUUUGAUCUCAGCGAACAUGUGCUGGUGGUGCAGGACUGGAUACACGAUACGGGCGCCAGCAUCUUUGCCUUUCACCAUCAUUCCAGCGGCGACAAUAAGCCGCACAAUAUACUCAUCAAUGGGCGUGGCAGGUACUACAAUCGCAUCUGGGCGGACAUGAAGCGACAGCAUCGCAUGGCGACGAAUGCAGCGACGACAGAGGAGCCAGAGGCUGGUAGCGAUGAGCCUACUGCCAAGGCUUCAGCUUCGGGUUGGGACACGGGAUCAGCUUCAGCUUCAGUUUCGGGCUCAACUUCAACUUUCACUCCAAACUCGGCAUCAGCUUCGGCUUCGGCUUCAACUUCCGCUCCAGCUUCAGGCAGAUCGCCUCAGCUCAAAUCAGCUCGCCUUAACGUAAAGACUACUGAUGCGUUCAAUAAUGAAGAAAAGAUGUUAAGGGAGGAUUCGGAAAAUCUAGCAACCACAACUGCUCCAGCAGCCACGCCAUCAAAUCUCAUCCAACUGCUCUCCAGCGAGCCAUUGCAGCCGCCGCGCAACAGCAGCGAGUCGUCGGCCGCAACAGUGGUUCAUUCGCGUCCACGUCGUGGGAAUCUGCAGGAGAUCCCAUUGGAGCAGAUACCGCAUCAGGUGUAUCACGUGAAGCGCGGCUUUCGAUAUCGCUUUCGCAUUGUGAACGCCGAGUAUCUGAACUGCCCCAUUGUGGUGUCUGUGGAUGACCACAUGCUGACCGCCAUCAAUUCGGAUGGCUAUGACAUUGAGGCCAUGGAGGUGGGCUCCAUUGUCACCUACUCGGGCGAACGUUUCGACUUUGUGCUGAAUGCCAAUCAGGCGGUGAACAACUAUUGGAUUCGCCUCAAGGGUCUGAUGGACUGCAGCGAGCGGUUUACGUCCGCCUUCCAGGUGGCCAUAUUGCGCUAUGAAGGUGCGCCCGAGGCGGAGCCAAGCGCGGAGCUGCGCUACGAUCACAAUGCGACGGGCAUUGAGCUGAAUGUGAUGAAUCGCGGGCCGGGCUACCCGGAUACCAAGACCGUGGCCGAGAUGCGAGCCUUGCCCAUAUACGACUCCGUCUCGGGCAUCGACGAUGACACCCUGAAGCCGGAGGCCGACUACAAAUUCUUUGUCUACUACGACUUCUAUCGCAAAGACAAUCCGGAAUUCCAUCACAGCGACUACUACAGCAUGGCUGACAAUGUGUCCAGGGAGAACAUGUUGUACACGCCGCAGCUGAAUCACAUCUCGCUCAAGUUCCCAUCGGUGGCUCUGCUGCCGCAACGUCAUCAGCUGAGCGACGCGCUCUUCUGCAAUGAGACGACGCUCGCCCAGCAGGGCAUCGAUUGCCGCGAGCAGUUCUGCAAGUGCCAUCACGUGCUUCAGGUGCCACUGAAUGCGGUCGUCGAGCUGAUCAUCGUCGACGAGGGCUUCACGUUCUAUGCCAAUCACCCGUUCCAUCUGCAUGGCAACGCGUUUCGCGUCAUCGGGCUGGAGCGUCUGGGCGAGAAUGUGACAAUUGAAAUGAUCAAGCAGUUGGAUCAGUUUAAGCUGCUCAGGCGCAACCUGAUCAAUCCUCCGGUCAAGGACACGGUCACCGUGCCCGAUGGCGGCUACACGAUCAUACGCUUCGAGGCCUACAAUCCCGGCUAUUGGCUCUUCCACUGUCACAUUGAGUUCCAUGCGGAAAUCGGCAUGGCUCUGGUGCUCAAAGUGGGCGACGAUGAUAAAAUGGUGCCGGUGCCGCAUAAUUUUCCCACCUGCGGUGAUUAUAUGCCCGAUGGACGGGAGGAGACGUCGUCGACAGUUGAUACAUCCGAAAGCCCACCGACUCGAGUGCCACCAACAAAGGACAUAUCGGCUAGGCAUUUGGCAACGGCUCUGCCCUUACUUGCUCUCAUUUUACACCAACUAUAGGGGAUCCCCAUUCACUAACCCAAUGCUAUCAUGACACUGGUUCUGUUUUUACGUCACCUUAAAUCACAAUUUCAAACUAAUUGCCAUUCAGAUUAGCUUCUUGAACAGCAGAUCAAUAUCCAUUGCCUGUUAAAUUUAACAGUCAUUUAACAUUCACUUUAUCUAUGUGUCUGAAUUUCAU